This is a messenger RNA of Sorghum bicolor (sorghum), 1224 nucleotides long. RefSeq lists its product as uncharacterized. The record is from RefSeq and is a predicted model, not a curated record. Gene Ontology annotation, biological process: ubiquitin-dependent protein catabolic process. Bases 1 to 1224 code for a protein of 407 amino acids. Gene Ontology annotation, molecular function: metal ion binding; ubiquitin-like protein conjugating enzyme binding; ubiquitin protein ligase activity. Lineage: Eukaryota; Viridiplantae; Streptophyta; Magnoliopsida; Poales; Poaceae. Gene Ontology annotation, cellular component: endoplasmic reticulum. The transcript has a single exon.
AUGGCAGGCGACGAGGCUGCGGAGGGCAGCGGGAGGAUGCACAUGGAUCUAAACCUGCAUGUCGGCCUCCCUCCAUUGCCACAGCCUCGAGUCCAGCUCGACACUUCCACAGCUUCUUCCUCGACGUUGAUGCCCCCCAACUUGACCGGUGCUACGCCGGAAGCUCCAACAACCGGCGAGCCCGAGGAAUCACUCGCCCCGGCGGCGACAACCUUUUCGCCGUCGAAUACGACGCUCUUCGCCCUAGAGGAGCACCCAAUGCUUGACCCCAUUGUUUAUUCCUGGCUCGACGGCAAUAGUGCCAGCGGUGAAGAGUACACUGAUGCUCCUGAGCCGUCGGCGCCAGCGCCGGUGGAUGGUCUUCUGGUAGCAAGGUCUGUGCGACCUAGCCGAGUGGCUGCUGCUACUGGAAUGGAGAUGGUGAACACAAGUACACUUGGGCAGCAGUCCACUCAAGGGGCUGCUGCAACUACAAUUGAGCUCCGUUUUCUGAGGAUGAUACAGAUCAGCCAGCAACACAACAUUGUGAGGCCAGGAUCAGCUAACCUCACUCAAAGCUCCUUCGAAGCGGCAAGGGGGCCAAAUCCGGAUGGCGGCGACAACUCCAGCUUUGAGUGUACCAUCUGUCUUGAGCUAGCUAGACAGCCUGUGGUUACAUCUUGUGGCCACCUCUUCUGCUGGCCGUGCUUGUACCAGUGGCUCCAUGCACAAUCAUCCUCCUUUGAGUGCCCUGUCUGCAAGGGCGAGGUGUUGACAGGGGAUAUCACUCCGAUAUAUGGAAGAGGCGGUGAAGAAGAAGGGGUGUCCACCGCCACCACCAACCCUAACUUGCCACCCAGGCCGCAAGCACACAGAAGGGAGAGCUUGAGGCAGCAGCUGCAAAUGGCGGGAAGGGACGGGAACACAAGAGAAAUGGUAAGGGUGCUGAGGCAGUUGAUACAAGACGAGAACCAGGGUUGGGAUGCAAUCCCAGCGAGGGUCGAGACGACUUGGGUUCCUGCAGCCCGGCAAAGGGCUGGCGCUCGGAGACAGCAAAGGCAGGAUAGGAAUGCUGCACCUGCACAGGUGGUUCUUGCAGCUCCUCAGCAGCCAUCGUCUAUGGAACAGCUAUUGACUUCUAGCACUGCAGCUGCUAUAGUAGCGGGCGAACCUGGGCCAAGUAGUCGGUCAAGAAGGCCUUCGGAGUCUCCAACCAUAAGAAGGACAAGGAGGAGGCCACAGUAG